GCGGCAGGGGAGGAUGGCGAGGAGGGGGGCGGCGUGGUGAAGAAGAGGCUGGUCUCUCUGGAGGAAGUGGAGGACGGGGAGGCGGAGGAGGCUCUGCACAGCUGCGACGCCUGCCUGCAGGUGUUCGAGUCACUGAGCGAUCUCACCGAACACAAGAUUAAUCAAUGCCAGCUGACAGACGGAGCCGAUAUCGAGGAUGACCCUUCCUGCUCUUGGCCGGCCUCCUCGCCUUCCAGCAAAGACCAGACAUCGCCGGGCCACGGGGACGGGUACGAUUUCGGGGAGGACGAAGGGGGGCCGGGGCUGCCGUACCCCUGCCAGUUCUGCGACAAGUCCUUCAGCCGCCUGAGCUUCCUGAAGCACCACGAGCAGAGCCACGGCGACAAGCUGCCCUUCAAGUGCACCUUCUGCAGCCGCCUGUUCAAGCACAAGCGCAGUCGCGACCGCCACGUCAAGCUGCACACGGGCGACAAGAAGUACCACUGCGGCGAGUGCGACGCCUCCUUCUCGCGCAGCGACCACCUGAAGAUCCACCUGAAGACGCACACCUCCAACAAGCCCUACAAAUGCGCCGUGUGCCGCCGCGGCUUCCUGUCCUCCAGCUCCCUGCACGGGCACAUGCAGGUGCAUGAGCGCGGCGGGAAGGAGGGUGGGGGCGGCGGGGCGCUGUCCCGCGUGGAGGAGUGGAAGAUGAAGGAGACGAGGAAGUGCAGCCGCUGCGAGGAGGGCUUCGACGUGCCCGAGGAGCUGCAGAAGCAUAUCGCCGAGUGCCACCCGGAGUGCUCUCCUCCCCAGGAGAGGGGCGCCCUGCAGUGCGUCUACUGCCCCGAGCUGUUCUCCGACGAGGGCGCCCUCCUCGGGCACAUCGACCAGGCGCACAACCGGGACAAGAAGGGCCACGCCUGCCCCAUCUGCUCCGAGCACUUCCACGCCGUGGAGGACCUCUAUAGCCACAUGGACGUCCACCAGCAGCCAGAAUCCAGUAACCAUAGUAACAGCCCCUCGCUGGUGACAGUGGGCUACACCUCCGUCUCCAGCACCACCCCGGACUCCAACCUCUCCGUGGACAGCUCCAACAUGGCCGAUGUGGCCCCGCCCCUGCCGAAAACCCGCGGCAGGAAGCGGGCGGCCCAGCACGCGGCCGACAUGGCCGCCCUGUCCUCCAAGCAGGCCAAGAUCACCUACAGCUGCAUCUACUGCAACAAGCAGGUGUUCUCUAGCCUGGCGGUGCUGCAGAUCCACCUGAAGACUAUGCACCUGGACAAACCCGAGCAGGCACACACCUGCCAGUGCUGCUUCGAGGUGCUGCCCUCCCUCUAUAACCUGAACGAGCACCUCAAGCAGGUGCACGACGCCCGGGACCACAGCGCCUUGCUGGGCGGCCUGUCGGCAGCCAUGCUGCAGUGCAACUUCUGCCCCGAGGCGCUGGGCGACCUCAACGCCUUGCAGGAGCACAUCCGCUGCUCGCACGGCUUCCCCAGCCCCGUCGCCAAAGAGAGCAAUGCCUUCUUCUGCCCCCAGUGCUUCAUGGGAUUCCUCACCGAGGCCUCCCUGGAGGACCACGUCCGGCAGACGCACUGCGACGGCGGCAGCGCCCGCUUCGACUCCCCCCUGGCGGGGACGCCCAAAGACCCCAUCGUGGAGGUGUACUCCUGCUCCUACUGCACCAACUCGCCCAUCUUCAACAGCAUCCUGAAGCUCAACAAGCACAUCAAGGAGAACCACAAGAACAUCCCCCUGGCGCUCAACUACAUCAACAACGGGAAGAAGACGAGCCGAACGAUCAGCCCGUCCUCGCCGACAUCCCUGGAGCAGGCAACCAUGAAGCUCGGGCCCGGCGGCUCCUCGUCCCGCUCGGCCAGUGAGUUCAUCUGCAACCAGUGCGGUGCUAAGUAUUCCAGCCUGGACCUGUUUCAGACCCACCUGAAGACACACCUGGACAGCGUCCUGCCCAAGCUCACCUGCCCCCAGUGCAACAAGGAGUUCCCCAACCAGGAGUCCCUGCUGAAGCACGUGACCGUCCACUUCAUGAUCACCUCCACCUACUACAUCUGCGAGAGCUGCGACAAGCAGUUCACCUCAGUGGACGACCUGCAGAAGCACCUGCUGGACAUGCACACCUUCGUCUUCUUCCGCUGCACCCUCUGCCAGGAGGUCUUCGACUCCAAGGUGUCCAUCCAGCUGCACCUGGCGGUCAAGCACAGCAACGAGAAGAAGGUCUACCGCUGCACCUCCUGCAACUGGGACUUCCGGCACGAGACCGACCUGCAGCUGCACGUCAAACACAACCACCUGGAGAACCAGGGCAAGGUCCACAAGUGCAUCUUCUGCGGCGAGUCCUUCGGCACCGAGGUGGAGCUGCAGUGCCACAUCACCACCCACAGCAAGAAGUACAACUGCCGCUUCUGCAGCAAGGCCUUCCACGCCAUCGUGCUGCUGGAGAAGCACCUGCGGGAGAAGCACUGCGUCUUCGAGGCCAAGCCGCAGAACUGCGGCGCCAACGGCUCGGCCGCCAUGUCUGUCGCCGUCGGGGGCGGGGAGCCGGUCUCCAAGGACGACGUGGAGCUGCAGGGGCUGCUGGCCAACAGCCACGAGUCGCACAACAGCCACGACGGCAGCGAGGAGGACGUGGACACGUCCGAGCCCAUGUACGGCUGCGACAUCUGCGGCGCCGCCUACACCAUGGACUCCCUGCUGACCAACCACCAGCUCCGCGACCACAACAUCCGGCCCGGCGAGAGCGCCAUGGUGAAGAGGAAGGCCGACCUGAUCAAGGGCAACUACAAGUGCAACGUCUGCUCCCGGACGUUCUUCUCGGAGGCCGGCCUGAGGGAGCACAUGCAGACCCACCUGGGCCCCGUCAAGCAUUACAUGUGCCCCAUCUGCGGGGAGCGCUUCCCUUCCCUGCUCACCCUCACCGAGCACAAGGUCACCCACAGCAAGAGCCUGGACACGGGCAACUGCCGCAUCUGCAAGCUGCCGCUGCAGAGCGAGGAGGACUUCCUGGAGCACUGCCAGAUGCACCCGGACCUGCGCAACUCCCUGACCGGCUUCCGCUGCGUGGUCUGCAUGCAGACGGUCACGUCCACCCUGGAGCUGAAGAUCCACGGCACCUUCCACAUGCAGAAGACGGGCACGGCGCCCGGGGCCGGCCCCGCUGCCAGCCGCGCCCACCACCUGCAGAAGCUCUACAAGUGCGCCUCCUGCCUGAAGGAAUUCCGCUCCAGGCAGGACCUGGUCAAGCUCGACAUCAACGGCCUUCCCUACGGGCUGUGUGCCUUGUGUGUGGCCAACAGCAGCAAGAGCUCCAGCCCCACGGUAAACGGCGGCCGGCAGCAGGGGGGCGCCGUGGCGCUGACGGUGGGGCCCCAGGGAGAGGCGGGGAGCCCAGGGGAGGGGAAGGGCCCCAAGGCCUCCAAGACACGCUGCUCCAGCUGCAACGUCAAGUUCGAGUCGGAGACGGAGCUGCAGAACCACAUCCUGACCGUCCACAGGGAUCUGGUCGGGGACGGGAACGGCAGCCUGCUCAGGACCCCCCAGGCGUCCCCGGUCCCCAGAGUCAGCCCCUCGCAGGGAGAGGAGAAGAAGACAUACCAGUGCAUAAAGUGUCAGAUGGUCUUCUACAGCGAAUGGGACAUUCAGGUCCACGUGGCUAAUCACAUGCUUGAGGAAGGUCUGAAUCACGAAUGCAAGCUCUGCAGCCAGACGUUCGACUCCCCCGCCAAACUGCAGUGUCACCUCAUCGAGCACAGCUUCGAGGGCAUGGGUGGCACCUUCAAGUGCCCCGUCUGCUUCACAGUUUUCGUUCAGGCCAGCAAGCUGCAGCAACAUAUUUUCUCAUCUCACGGCCAGGAGGACAAGAUCUAUGACUGCUCCCAGUGCCCCCAGAAGUUCUUCUUCCAGACAGAGUUACAGAAUCACACCAUGAGUCAACACAGCAGCUAACCUGGAGGCAAUUUAUUUAGGAGGACUUUGCAGAAGAAAGAAAAAAAUAGAAAAGACGACUAUUAACAUGGUCCUCUUCCUUAUUCUUUGCACGGAACUUUCAUUGCAAUUGUACACGAUAACAGAAACCAUGUAUGGUAACAAAAAAAAAAUCUGUAUUAUCUUUAAAAGAAGGAAAAAUGGGGAGUUGGGGGGGAGGGUUGGAUUUUGGACAGUGCAUAUUUCGAAUUUUUAAAGCAUCAGGCUGACUUAAUGUAUAUAGAAGUACUUCAUGUGUUGUCGAACUCCAGCUACCAAGCAGUUUUACAAUGCCCAGAGUCGAGGAGGGGAGCCGUCCUCUCAAGAGCAGCCCUGCCAAUCAAAGCGAAGCGGGACCAGCAUA
This is a messenger RNA of Megalops cyprinoides (Indo-Pacific tarpon), 4327 nucleotides long. Its product is annotated as zinc finger protein 521-like. Gene Ontology annotation, cellular component: nucleus. NCBI's taxonomy places the organism in Eukaryota, Metazoa, Chordata, Actinopteri, Elopiformes, Megalopidae. The coding region runs from base 619 to 3945 and encodes 1108 amino acids. The record is from RefSeq and is a predicted model, not a curated record. The transcript is spliced from 6 exons. Gene Ontology annotation, molecular function: RNA polymerase II transcription regulatory region sequence-specific DNA binding; DNA-binding transcription factor activity, RNA polymerase II-specific. Gene Ontology annotation, biological process: regulation of transcription by RNA polymerase II.